This is a messenger RNA of Saccostrea cuccullata (small rock oyster), 3620 nucleotides long. RefSeq lists its product as uncharacterized. NCBI's taxonomy places the organism in Eukaryota, Metazoa, Mollusca, Bivalvia, Ostreida, Ostreidae. The coding region runs from base 24 to 3620 and encodes 1198 amino acids. The transcript is spliced from 4 exons. The record is from RefSeq and is a predicted model, not a curated record.
GUGCUGGUGAAAGGCUUUUAAAUAUGAGUGGGCUUGAAGAAGAAGAUACUAAGACUGAUUCAGAGAUGAAAUGGAGGGGCUUCAAGGAAGAGAAAAAGAAAGCUCGGGGUUUUAGAGGGUACUCGUCUAUUUCAAGCGAGUAUGCAUCAUCUCAAUCAGAUUUAGGUCAUUUAAGUGAACAGGAUAGAGAAAAGGACGAACAAGAUAAUAUGAUAAACGUAGAUGAAAAGAGGUCAAGACAAAGAAACACAGAGAGGUAUUGGGCGAUUCGUCGUACUCCAGUUGAAAAUUUUAUAGAAACUAAUAUAGCCAAGUCUGUCCAAAACCUUUUGAAAGCUGGUAAUCUAAUUGCAAUUACUGGAUUUCCUGGAUCAGGUAAAAGUAUAACGGUACAAAAAUGCGUAGAACAUUUAGCAGAGGAGAUGAACAUACCUGUUAGGUACAUCCACACUCGAAAAGAAAUGCAUUAUAUUUAUUCUGAGGAUAAAAAUUUUUUGAUUGUGAUAGAUGGUCCAUUUGACACGAUUUCGUACGAUCAAAAUUUCACCAGUUUUCUUUCUGGCGUGCGAAAGUGUGUGGUACGAUGUAAACGACUGCGAUUAAAAAAAAUCGUUAUAGUUAUACAAAAAGAAGUUUUAAAUUUCAUGAAGUUGCAAUUUGAAGACCAUUCUUGGAAAAAUGAGUUCUUAACAUUAGAUUUUUCUAAUAUGGGUCUAUCUCGGGAUGAAGAGAGAAGAAUAUUGAUGGAAAAAAUUGGAAACAAUACAGCAGAAAUAGAGGAUAUUGUUUCAAUCGAUUCAGUUAUUUAUGGUUUUCCUGAAUGUUGCCGAAGACUAAGUUUGCAUGAAAGAGAAACAAAGGAAGAAUUUUUAAAAAUAUCAAUUGGAAUGCUUAAGGAUCAUUUUAAUAAAAUGGAUAGCUUAGUGUUAUAUCCACUUGCUUUAAUCGUUUUGGAAAAUGGGGUGAUAGAAUUUAAGGAUAUUCAGCACAUAGCACAAAAUGAAGGACGCUUAACACAUAUUUUUGAACUUCUUACUAAAAGCAACAGACCAGUUUAUUGUUCUUAUUCUCAGUUAACAAACAUAGUCAAAGCUUUAAGUGAUGUUUACAUAAAAUAUGACCAGUCAAGUUUUCAAUUUGAAUGUAGUGAUAAGCUAGUGAGUGAGGCUGUUCACAAAUUACUCUUUACAAGAAAUCCUUGGAGAUAUAUUGAGAUAUGUCCCGUCUCUAGAUUGCAGCACCUCUCGAAUGACAAUGAUUACCUUGGAUGUAUUAGCGGUCCGCUGUACAUGUGGCUGUGCAAACGAAUAGCAGCUGAGCUCCAAAACAAUCAUAACGACAUGUUUUUCCUCAUUCUAUGGAAACUUCAGAUUUGGAAUGACGUGUGCUUUGUUAGUCAUAUCAUGCCUGUUCUCAGUGAAAUGUUUGAAACACCAAAUCUUGCGGUUGUUGAAAGGUUUAUGGCCCUGUCACAAACGAUAAAGAAUGCAUAUCUUGUUUCUGCUUUGUUGCACAAUAUACCGUACAUGAAAAUCAAUAAAAAAUGUGAACUUGUUUAUACACCUUCAAGUAAAAAUGGCAUAUUCGCAGAUGAAAAAAUACAUUCGUGUACAUGUAGCGUCUGUUUACUGAAAGAAAAAACUAACAAAAAGUUAAUUAAAGCAAUGAACUUGGACAACAGCUUCAAUUUCCUAAGUACUUGUAUUCGACAAGCAACAAAUUGUUAUAGAAAUUCAAUCGUUUUAGCAAUGGACGUUUUAACAUUUUCCCAAGAAAAAAAUAUAUUAAACACUAUUUUUGAUGAAAACAACAAAUGUUCACAAAUAUGCAUAAAACCCAACAGCAACAUGAGUCUUGUUCCAAGUUUAUCAAAGGAAAAUCUUUCCUGCAGUUUAUUUUGUUGGAGUCUCUUACCGAAUAUCAACCUUCAGUUACAGAAUAUAUUAAUCGAACUUUGCGAGAAGACAAAGUCUGAUUGGUAUAUGAAAGUGGCAUUUCAAUUUGCAACAGAAAUAUGGAUAAGAUCUGUUUGUGCAAAACUUCCAUAUCCACCAGAAAACUUUUCGUCAAAAUUGUUUAAAAAAGAACUCGAAAAAAUAUGUAAGGAAAAGUUAUCCUCAUUAUGUCAAUUAAGAUGUAUAUAUCUUGGCCGUCAAUCAAAUCAACCAUUAGAUUGUAUAAGUCAUAUUUUGGCUACUGUUCUAGAUAGAAAUGCAAGCGCAUCCAUUACCACAAAUGGCUUUUUUGGACUUUCAGUUAUAAUUCGUGAAACAAAUGAGGUCAAUAAAGAAGCAGAAAAUCUUUUGGUUCACGAAGAAAUGAUACAUUAUCAAACAGCAAAACUAAGUGGCAAUAGAAUCGAAGAACUUUUUCGUUCCCACAGUAAUCUGACAUUAGUAAAUUAUUCCAAUGUUAAAUCUAAAGGAUUUGGAACAACGCAAGCAAGAGUAGAACAAUUAUCAUGUGUAGUUCUUUAUUGUCACGUGAAAGGUUUCAUUCCUUUUGGGGAGUCAUCGUUUCCUAGAACAAUUGAUGGAUUUACAGUAGAUGUUCGUGAAUGUUUAUGUACAUUUGCUAUAAAUUCAAUGCGCAUUGGAGACCGUAUUGGCAGUGCAGAAUUAUCUAAAUCAGGCACAUUAGGUUGUUUUAUUGAGCUUUCUGACUCAACAGCAUUCAUAACCUGUGCCCAUGUACUGUAUUCAUCCAAAACAUUAAGAGAACAUAAUUUCAAAAAAGCGUCUGAGAAGAUAGAAAUCCAAGUUAUAGACAGAAGACAACAUGGUGAAAGCCAAAUAGUAGGACUUGUGAAAACAGCCGCUUUUGAUUACGGUGACCCUAGAAUGACAAGUGUUGAUGCCGCCCUGAUAGAAAUGACGGGGGUACAUCCUAUCGAUGAAAAAUUUUCUGAAGUUUAUUCAGCAGAUCAAGUAGAACAUGCAGGAUUUUCCAGUAGAACAAACCUGUGUUUUCCAUAUGGUGAGGUGGAGAAGGUAUCAAGAGCCAAUUUUCGGAGCGACAUCAUAAAAGUUGGUGCAGAAAGUGGUCUCACUAUUGGGCGCCUUCGAAAAGGAAAUUCAGCAGCUAGGGUUCGAAAUAAUAUUGAAGUGACUAUAGAUUCCUCAAGUGAUUUCACUCCAGUUUUUUACAACCAGUUUGAAGUCCUGCCUCAGAUAUUACCGUCAGUUAUAUCAGAAGCACAUACCCCCUUUUUAAUAAAUGGUGACUCCGGAGCAUUAAUUUUUGUCGUGAAAAGUGAUAAUCCUCUGAUUUUAAAAGCUAUUGGCAUGGCUGUUGCUGUUACCUCGUAUGACUCUUGUUUAAUGACCCCUAUUCAUAAUGUGCUAAAUUCUCUUAAUAUUUCAACCGAUAAAGUUUUUAAAUUUGAGUCGAGAGCGGAAGCAAAUUCCCAAGGUAUAACUAUAAAAGAUUUAGAGAAGGUUCUUCAAAAUGUACAAGUUGGCAUCAUGAGGGAAGUCGGAGAAUUCAAAGAAGAUUUAAAAAGUGAUAUAGCCGUGUCAAAUACAACUUUGACGAACAGACUAGACAGCGUUGAUAAAGAACUACACAAAUUUAAUGACAGGUUAUCUAAAAUAGAGGAAAAUGAAAAGAAGACUAAAUGA